Molecule: messenger RNA, 5043 nt
Organism: Xyrauchen texanus (razorback sucker)
Lineage: Eukaryota; Metazoa; Chordata; Actinopteri; Cypriniformes; Catostomidae
Product: kelch-like protein 33
Exons: 4
Coding region: 179-2899 (906 amino acids)
Molecular function (GO): protein binding
Source: RefSeq, a predicted model, not a curated record
CGGGAGUGCGAGAUCUCAACUGAAGUGUGAGUUUCAACAGUCAAAUAGUCUAAAAAGGCAUUUGCAGCAGAUUUGGAGGACUUUUUUUAACAGAAGAUAGAGGUUUAUUUUGGUGUUUUUGAAGGAAGUACUUUGAAGAUUUGCUCUUCUUUAAAAGCUACAGGAACAAAGUGUAUUUAUGGCAGUAGCUCAAUCAUGCCUUCAGAGAGAGUGGAGAACUUCAUGGAGAACAGUGAGAGAGAAUGAAGCAAAAACAAAAGGAGAAAACACAAAUGGUGAACAAGGAUGGAUGGAAAUGAGUGAAGAAGAGGAGGUACAGGGGAAUCUGGUGGGAGAUGACGACAGGGCAGAUAAAGAGAGUCCAAAGGAGCUGCAAGAAAGUAUACAAGAAAGUGAGGAGGCUGAUGAUGAUGAAGAAGAAUGUGAUGACAGUUUUCCUGUUAAAUCUACAAACAGUGGCAGCUUAGUUCCCAUGUGUACAAGUAAUGAUAAAUCCAUUGAUGAACAAAGCUCCAGUAAAUAUGACAACAACAAUUUCGAUGGCAAAGUAUAUAGUGAUAGUUGUCCUGUUACAUCUGCAAAUAGUGACCAUUUAGUUGCUGUGCUUACAAAUAAUGAUAAAAGUAGUGACAUAGAUGAUGAUAAAUAUGACAACAGCAGUAAUGAUGAUACUUUGAUGAGUUACUUUGAAGAUUCUGUUGCUGAAGAGUUUGACAUUUGGCCCAAGAAGAUAUACUCUGAUCCAGACUACCCAAGUUUGGUCUUUCAGGCUCUCAAAGGGAUGAUGCUCUGCUCUGUCCUCACUGACCUUACCCUGAGCACAGAGGAUGGGGAUACAUUCCAGUGUCAUUCUUUUGUCCUGGCUGCAGUCAGUACUCUCAUUAAGCAGAGGCUCAAGAAGAAGUCCAGAGAAGAGAGUGUAAUAUCUGUUUGUAUGGGUCCUGAGGUGCAUGGUGUGGGGCUGGCUGCAGUGGUGGAGUUUGCCUACACUGGGGCCAUCACCACAAUGAACAAGUACAACUUGGCACAGAUUCAGAUGGCAGCAGUCAGCCUGGGAGCUCCAAGAAUUCUGGAACUCUGCAAAGAGGAACAGAGAGAAAAACAAAAAGAGGACAAAGAAAGGGUUUCUGCUGAUGAGCAGAUGAAUGUUACUCUGCAGUAUUUAAGACAACUGUGGGCAGAGCGAGUGGGAUGUGAUGUUGAGCUUGAAGCAGAAGGAAGAGUUUUUCAUGCUCAUAGAGUGCUCUUGGCGGCUUGCUGUGACUACUUUAGAGGCAUGUUUUCCAGUGGUAUGAGGGAGAGCCAGCAAGAAUCAGUAUCUCUGCUGUUAGUUGGGGCAGCUGAGUUUGAGGCUCUUCUCCACUACGCCUACAGUGGGGUUCUUGCACUUGGAUGGAGCUGCAUUUUUGAACUCACUUGCACAUUUCUCCAAUUACAGUUUCAGUUUGCCCUGUCACUCUGCCUUAUUUUUCUGCAGAAGGAAAUGGAUGCUUACAACUGCCUAGAUGUAGCAUCUUUUGCAGAGGCCUAUGGGAUGACCAACUUACUUGCACUUGCUGAAGAUUUUGUCUUGAGGCAUUUUCAAGAAGUGUCACUUACUCCAAAGUUCCAAGAUCUUCCUAAAGAGAAAUUAAAGAAGUACCUGCAAAGUGAUUCCCUCUGCGUUCCCUCAGAGUUGCCUGUGUUCAAAGCAGUUAUGUCUUGGAUUGAAACCUUUCCCAAACAGCGUGCAAAACUUGCCAAGGAGCUGAUGGAAACUAUACAGUUUCCCCUCAUGACUUUUAAUGAAUUCAAAGAAGUCAAGUCCAUAACACAUUGGCCAACAACUUGUUCCAAAAACCUGUAUAAGUCUCUCCUAAAGCAGUUCUGCUCCAGUUCUUCAUAUGUACAAAAUAGCUUCAGGGCAUACCUGCCAAAAGACACUUUAGUAAUUGUUGGGGGUGAGAGAAUCAGUGCUAAUUUCGAAAAACAUAAACCCUGCACAGAAAUGUGGUUUAGCAAUUCCUUUCAGAACCAUGUUGGGCUAGUGAAGAAAGUAGAGUGGAGAAUGUUUGGAAAUUUACCUGAGAAUCCAACAUUCAGUCACGGAGUAGGGGUAAUGAGGGGGAAUAUGUACAUAGUUGGUGGACGGUAUUACUAUGGCAAAGCUGAUACCAUGAAAUGUGCCUACAGGUAUGAUCCUAUCCAGAACUCUUGGCAUAGAUUGGCUGAUAUGCAUGAGAGAAGAGGAAGUGUGACUCUGGUUGUCCUGAAUGAAAAAAUAUAUGCCAUUGGUGGAGAGAGUGACUCAGAGGUCAAUAUGGAGACUGUCGAGGUCUACUGCCCCAACACAAAUUCUUGGAGGUUUGUCUGCCCAUUAGACCAACCUCUGUGUUAUCAUGCAGCUAGUGUAUGGAAGGGCGCAAUCUUCAUAUCUGGAGGCUUGAACAGCCAGUGCCAAUGCCUGUUGUCCAUGAUCCUUUACCACCCAGAGAAAGGAUCCACCUAUAUGGCUGAGAUGAACCAUGACAGAGCCCAGCACUGCAUGGAGACCCUGGGAGACCAUCUGUAUGUGGCUGGAGGUGUCUCAUGUGGUGCCAGUGGCCACCAGAUGGAUCAGUUAUCCUGUGAGGUGUAUGACCCUGUGGCUAACUCCUGGAGUGCCAUUAUGUCAUUACCAAUACCUCAUGUAGGGUCAGCAUCAGCGGUCUUAGAAGGGAAGGUCUAUGUAAUCGGAGGGUACUGCCAAGAGUACUACAGAGAUAUCAAAUCAGUUCAUCGAUAUGAUCCUGCAACAGAAUGCUGGGAGAACAUGGGUGCGACACCAGGCCCAAACAAAUGCAUAGCUGCAUGUGUGCUGCACAUACCUUCUCACCUAAGGGCUGCCUGCCAAGAGGUGCAAUGUAAAGAUCAUGUAUAAAAGAAUGUUUACUGUAUUUGUAUUACAUGCAAGAACUUCUUAUUUUUUUGUGACUCAAAGAAAACAAAAUGGACAAUUAUGUCACAUUUAUACUCACUGAGCACUUUAUUAAGAACACCUGUACACCUACGUAUUCAUGCAAUUAUCUAAUCAGCCAAUCUUGUGGCAGCAGUGCAAUGCAUAAAGGUCAGGAGCUUCAGUUAAUGUUCACAUCAACCAUCGGAAUGAAAAAUUUAAUCUCAGUGAUUUCGACCAUUGCAUGAUUGUUGGUGCCUGACGGGCUGGUUUGAUUAUUUCUGUAACUGCUGAUCCCCUGGGAUGUUUAUGCACAACAGUCUAAAAAUAACUAACCUAGAGUGGUGCCAAAAAUAACAACAACAAAAAAAUAAUCCAGUGAGUGGCAGUUAUGCAGAUGGAAACACCUUGUUGAUGAGAUAGGUCAAUAUAGAAUGGCAAGACUGGUUCAAGAUGACUGAAAGGCUAUGGUAACUCAGAUAACCACUCUCUAUAAUUGUAGUGAGAAGUAUAGCAUCUCAGAACUUGUCAAACCUUGAGGCGUAUGGGCUACAACAGCAGAAAACAAUGUCAGGCACUUUAUGAGGACCAUAGUGUUCCUAAUAAAGUUCUCAGUGAGAGUAUGUUACUCAUUACGCAUGCAAUGAUUCUUUCCUGGAAAUCUUUUAAUUGGCAUUAUAUAGUACAUCUCUCCUACAAUAUUUUAUUAGUCACUAGUUUUGCAAAAUUUACAUAACAUUUUUUGCUGCAUUUUGUCUGAUAUUCUUUUUACAUUUGUUUUGUAGAUUGCGCUUCAAAUGGUUAAAAUAUAUUAGAAAGUAGUUUCUUUUCACUUUGUGUGCAUUUGCCUUUUUAACAGCCAUCCAUGUACUUAUUAGUGCACUAUUUAUUAUGUAGCGGGGUGACAAAGAGACAGACACAGUGGUUGUGGCAUAAAGCUUCAGAGAGGUAUUUAUUGGAAGACAUAAUAAACAGAAAAUAUCCAAAAGGGGAAUAAAAGUGUCCACGGGGAAGUGUUCAAUAUAAAAGAGGAUCUGGCAUCCUCGUGGUGAUAGGGGGCAUUGUGUAAGAAGGGGAAUGUCCAAAGGAAUGGUCCAUAAUGUGGACAGGUCCCAGUGGCUGCGAUGCUCUCUCCUUGGUGAUAUGCGGCUCAAGGGGCAGUGGUUUCCUAGUGGCGUGUGAGGGGAAGGGCGCCCAGUCAUUAUUGCCAAUUGGCAGCGAAGCAUGCUCCAAUCCCCUGACACUGCAUCAAAUUCACAACGGGAGUCCUGGAGUGUGGGAUUGGCACGCAUCUAAUUCGGCCAGUACUCUCACCACUCUGCUCCUGGACAUGCAAGAAUGCUAGUGUGUGCACACACAAUUCGAUAGAGCCCAGCUCCCAGAGGAGAGGCGCACUCUGUGUUUUUAUAGUAGUGUUGAUGAGGCUCCACUCAUAACAGGUGUUGCUCCUUUCCUCAUAUUCAGCCCACUCCCAUUGUGAGCCUGGCCGAAGGACAGCCCUUAGAGGGGCGAUGAUGAUGAGGGACAGGUUGUUCCUUUUGUUGACUUUUAAUUAUAAUACACAGGAUUAUAUGGAAACUGGAUCGUUAUCAUAAAAAUAUCUGUUACUGUAUAACAAUAAAGAAAUACAAUUUGACCUCUAUCAUAUUGAGGGCCAAAUUACUCAAAAUUACUAUUUGCACUAGAUGUAAUUAGUACCUGUCCAUUUGCACUCAAAUAGUAUAGUGGAAAAAGAAGCUGAAGACAAACUGCAUCCCCAAGUGUUGCUGCAACGGCGUAGUGUGAAAUGAUGGUGUGGAUGUGCUAGUUGCAUGCGGAAUGAACCAGGUUCGAUUCCCCCUUUGUCACACUUUUUCCAAUUUUGUUUCCGGUUUCCACUCUUAAUAUUUCCUUUAAUAAUACUUCUAAUAAUAAACACAAUUUCAUAUAAAGGUUGACUGUCUUGCAGUGAUUUGGUCAUUGUGACAGUCAGGGAGUUGAGAGAAAGGUUUGAUCUGGGUAAAAUCAACCAUGGUUUUAGUAUAAAUCAGUUAAGUUUAAGUAACCAUGUUUUAUUGCAAUGUUGUUUUAAUGUUGUAUCCCAGGAGAUGCAUCUUUAUUUGUUUUUCUCUGGAAACAAUAAACUUUGU